Molecule: messenger RNA, 978 nt
Organism: Blepharisma stoltei
Lineage: Eukaryota; Ciliophora; Heterotrichea; Heterotrichida; Blepharismidae
Source: the annotation of a GenBank genome assembly
AUGUCAGAGCUCAGCUCCCAGUCGUUUUAUUUAGAACCUUCACGACUAAACCAAACAGCUCCUCUUCCUAUAAGUGAAAUAUACAAAACUAUUAAAGGCUCUAACGAUGAUUGAGGUGUUGAAGGUUAUCAAGUUCCUAAAAAAUGUGCAGUUUAUAUUACAAAAGAAAUAAAAGUCCCCAAUGCUAAAAAGCGAGACAUGUUCUAUGAUAUUAGCAAAAAAGAAAAGGAGCCAUCUCCUAUUACAUAUGCUCCAAGUAAUGAGCAAGUACUCAAACGCUACUGGGAUAAAGCAACAGGAAGAUUUAGGAAAGCUCAAAGGAAAACUGUUAUUGAUGAAGUCAUGAAGCUAAGCCCAAGAGUCCCAGGACCUGGAACUUAUCAUGUAACUGAAAGAGGACAGUCAGAAAAACCGAAAUACAAGAUCCCACUCGGCAUUAUGGAGUAAAAAUUAUACAGCAAAGCGCAAGGGUUGUCUUUCUUAAGCAGCACUGAAUUUUAUGCUGAAGAAUCACCUGGAAGUGGAAGGUAUUUUGAGAAAGAAGAAGAUAGAGAAAAAGCUGUAAAAAUUAUUUAGUAUACCAAAAGAGAAAGAAAAUCUCCUGUGUUUAAGUAUUAUGCUGGAAAACCCGAGAAAAAGAUGGAAAAGCAAGAGGUUGGACCUGGAUAUUUAAAAAAUUUAGAAAAUUCUGUAAAAAGAUCGUCAACUAUGAGAAGAUCUCCAAAUGCACUAUUUCCCAAGUCAAACCCACCAAAUGCUAUCCAUCGCAGAGCAGCCACGACUAAGUUCGUGCCUGGGGUAGGGGCUUAUAAAGAUGUAGAAAAAGCAUAUACAGGCCAUAUCGUUAAGAGAAAAGAAAGAAUUCCUUUCAUCUCUCCCUAUAAAUUCACAAGAUUUAGCGACGCAGAAGCUAAAAAUCAUAAUUGGGUUCCUGGUCCUGGAUCUUAUGAAAUCAUGCCUCCAAUGAGGAAAAAAUAA